UGCACCACCAAGAAGAGUUUGUCACUGAGCAGGAACAAGGAUGUGGUUCCCACAGGUGUUUUCAGGUCUUCCUUAUGGCUGGGAGGAAGCCUACACCUCAGAAGGAGUGAAAUACUACGUCAAUCACGUGACCCAGACGACCUCGUGGAGCCUCGCCGUGUCAAGCAGCAGCAUCCCGGAGUCGCCUCCUCCACCUCAGGAGAGCUCAGAGGUGGAGGGAGAGGGGGAGGUGGAGGUGACAGAGCAGAGACAGAACCCGACAACAGAGACGGAAAUGUAGGAGCAGAUCCUCCAGCCUGCCUCCACGUCAUUACUGCAGCCAUGUGAUGCUUUCAUAUGUGAAGUUUUCUGUGUUGAUAAAACAAGAAACACACACUGGCUCAGCUGGUCUUAAACCCUUCACCAAAACCUCGUAUAAUAUUUCUGACCAUGAUUUUAAUCCAGCUUUAAUCCAUGUAUGUAAAUACAAUGUUACUGCAGCUGUAAUAUAACCUUCAGAAAUAAUCUUAUAAGAAGACAAAGUUAUUUGUAAAACUACCAGCAUUUUAUAAAUGAAGGUCUGAUUUAUUUAUAUCUGCAGUCGUGUGGAAAUCAAGUGUAAAAUAUCCAGCUAAGCUAACAGAGCCAACAGUAUUUUUCCAUCCAUAAUCUCCAUCAUUAGCAGAAAGUCUGCAAUUUAAUAAUAAAGAGUGUUUGGAGCUUUGGUCCCUUAUCUCAUUCUUUAAAAGGUGUUAUUAAAUAAGUGAAUAUUUAGUUUGUGUUGUUUGACCUCUUUUAAUUAGCACACAUUAAUAACACCCUUCAGCCACGUUAUGAGUGUUGAUGUUGUGUACUCUGUCCACCAGAGGGCGCUCUUUUUGGUUUCUAAAUUGCAUCAUCAUGUUAUCGCAAAAAUAACUCAUAUAAAUAAGUAUACAUAACAAACAUUAGCCAGGCUUGUCUGAACACUCGGUUUAUCACAGCUUUCUUGGAUUGUAUGAUGUCACAGAGAGCAGAUAGUCUUAAUGCAGACAUCUCAAAAGUCUGACUGAGAGAAGAGAAGCCCCACCCACCUGCUGUUCAAAGCUUUUGUUUGUCAGGGGCAGCCAAUCAGAAGAAAGUUAGCUUAAAGGGGGAGGAACUAAAGCAUUUCAUUCCAGGCAAUAUUAUUAGUCCUGAGUUGCGUCUGCGGGUGUUUCGCUGCACACAGACUAAAGU
Molecule: messenger RNA, 1197 nt
Organism: Archocentrus centrarchus (flier cichlid)
Lineage: Eukaryota; Metazoa; Chordata; Actinopteri; Cichliformes; Cichlidae
Product: transcriptional coactivator YAP1-A-like
Exons: 3
Coding region: 41-280 (79 amino acids)
Molecular function (GO): protein binding
Source: RefSeq, a predicted model, not a curated record